Messenger RNA from Malus domestica (apple), 962 nucleotides. Its product is annotated as protein DOG1-like 4. Gene Ontology annotation, molecular function: sequence-specific DNA binding. The record is from RefSeq and is a predicted model, not a curated record. Gene Ontology annotation, biological process: DNA-templated transcription. Lineage: Eukaryota; Viridiplantae; Streptophyta; Magnoliopsida; Rosales; Rosaceae.
CAAAGAUAAAACCCUCCAAACUUUCAUCAACGGUCGUAGACAAGUAAACUAAACCCACCACCACCACAAUGAGCAGCUUCACCAGCUUCUACGAGACGUGGUUUGAGCAGCUUCACCACCUCGUCCACCAGCUCUCCACUUGUCCCAGACCCCCCACAACUCCUGACCACCACCACCAACUCCUCCACGUCGUCCAGAAAGUCAUGGCCCACUACGCCGAGUACUACCGUGUCAAGUCCCUUGCCGCGGAGCGCGACGCCCUCUCCGUCUUUGUUGCCCCCUGGGCCACCACCCUCGAGCGCUCCCUCCACUGGAUCGGCGGCUGGCGCCCCACCACUGCCUUCCACCUUGUGUACUCCGAGUCCUCCAUCCACUUUGAGGCUCACAUCGUUGACAUCCUCCGGGGCUACCGCACCGGUGACCUUGGGGACCUCACCCCCUCCCAGUUCCGCCGCGUCAGUGACCUCCAGUGCGAAACUGUGAAAGAGGAGAAUGCGAUAUCCGAUGAGUUAUCGGAGUGGCAAGACGGGGCGUGUGAGCUGAUGGGCGAAUACACUAAUCUGGAGACGAACAUGGGAUUGCUGGUGAGUGUGUUGAAGAAGGCUGACGAACUGCGGCUGAAGACUCUGAGAAAAGUGGUGGAACUGCUGACUCCACAGCAGGCUGUGGAGUUCUUGAUUGCAGCUGCCGAGUUGCAGUUUGGUGUCCGCGGCUGGGGGUUGAAUCAGGACCGUCGGCGUAGGAAUGUGUGAAUUUCGGUUAUGUUAAUCAGACGGUGUUUUUUUGAUCGUUGGCGGAAGUUAAUCGGGUAUACACCGUCGUUAAUUUGUUUGCAGUCUUGAAGUACUACCAACAUAUUGUAUGCAGGCUGUUUAACGUUGAUCUUUUCGUGUUUUGUAUCCUCCCAUCAGCACCGAUGAUCAAAUAAAGAAUUAAUCGUAUUUACUUUCACCGUUGGAUUA